AUGCGGGCCCCGCCUGUCCUUAUGCUUAUGGUCAUCCUGCUGAUGUGGUACCCAAAAGCGCCGUGUGUUCAGGACCGGGACUUCGUCGAGCUGUUUUGCGGUAAGAUGGAGGCAGGACUCCGCGGCACCUCCCUCGACAUCGAGCUGGAUCCGCAGACGAUGGAUUUCCUGAAGCCGGGCAAUGUGCUUUCCAAGCAGAGUGAUUUUGCUGAUCUUCGUGUGCCAACUUCGGGGUCUUCGAUGGGUGGUGGAGCAACCUUGUCGGUCUUUCCUGUCCGCUAUGCCUCGAUUUCAACAGUUGUUGAGCUCCCUCAAGGUCUGGACUGGAGGCUUCUGGAUGGGUAUGUUCGAUGGGCCAUCAGCGAAGCGACAUACACUCUGGAGCAACGUAAGAUGUCGACACUCCAGCCGUUGUGCCACUACUACAAGGACUCACUGGGAAUACAGCGACGAAUUGGCAAAAGAGCUGAACUGAAAGCCUCUCAGAGCUACACGAGGAACUUUGGUGAGUUCCUGGCUGGUGCCUUCAUGCACCUCCGGUCGGCGAAGCCGACCCCGACCGAAGAGGAGCCCAAGGUUGAGACCCGAGCCCGGAGCAAGCGCAAACCCGCCGAAGCCCAAGCAGAAGCUGAGAAACACGAUGAUGAGAAGCCACCCAAGAAAGGGAAACCCAGCAAGGGCCAAGCCAACAAGGACCCCACCGAGAAGCAGGAGGAACCCAACGAGAAGCAGCCGCAGGAGCAGUCUCAGGAUGCCCCCGAGGCAGCUGCCGAUGAGGAUCUGGGUCCGUUCGAGGAGUUUCCACCUAAGACACCCGGGGCUUGGGGUGAGGAGUUCUUCGAGACGGGGCUUAAUGUCGUGGUGAGCUGGAAAAACUUGGAUGAUGUGUGGCGAGCUUGCAGGGCUUCCGACAAGCCGAUGUACAGAGACAUGCAGUACGAGAAACUUCUGCAGAUGAUGGAGGCGGCUCUUGGUCCCCGGCCCAAGCACGUGCUUAAGCCUGUUGAGGUCCACCUUGCUGCUGAAGAGACCCACCCGGGCCCUGUGUUGGAGGACGAGUCCCUGAAACAAACACAGGAGCAACAGCAGUCUCAGGAGGAAGGUGAUGACGAGGAGCAAGACGACCAGGAAGGGGAGGAGGAGGAAGCAGAAGAGGAUGAGGAAGAGGAAGAGGUGGAGGAAGUGAAGAAACCGCUUCCUAGCAGUUCUAGCGCCAAGCCACCGCCUGAAACCACAAGCCCGCCGAAGAUCAACACGUGGAAUGGCAUCCCCAGCCCUGCAACGAAGGAGAAAGCCCGCUCCGAGAGCCCAGAACAGGUGAAGCCAACAGACCUGAACAGCAAGUUCAAUCGUGUACGGCGGUCGAAGUCCGAACAGCCCCCGUCCCUGAGUACUUUGGUGCUGGGUGCCCACCUCACCGAUGAGCAGGCAUACUCGAAUCGUCCAGCCUCGGAGGUUGGUGCGGUUCCCGCGGAGGAUCUGCAUGAAGGGUUGAUGAGUGCAUCUCAAGCAGGCAGCGACAGCGAGCUACGAAGUCUCGUGACAACGAUGCAGUCAGAGAUCACUAGGCUGAAGGCCAUGCUGGCUACGAAGGAUGCGAACCCGGGAGCCCCGCCGGCCACACCGCCGGCCGCACCGCCGGCCCCGCCUGCGAAAGCCUCGGUUAAGCACGAGGAGAAGGAGUCGGAUGGGGAGGAUGAGAACGGGGAGGAGCAAGAAAGCGAAGAGGAGGAUGAUGAAGAGGAGGAGGAGGAGGGGGAUGAAGACCACGAGACCCCGCCACCAAAGGCCAAACCGCCUGCCACAACCUCUGUGACCAAGACCACGAAGCCUAAGGGGCCCAACUCGUCGACCCACCGUGCUCAAUGGAUGAAGUUCGGUCGGCGAAUGGACAGCCAGGGCUCGGAGUUCCCCGAAAUGACUAAGCUGUGGACCGGAAGCAAAGACGAACAGCACGAAGUGUUCGCGAAAUGGCUCGAGGAGGGCGAGAACAUGAACAACACGGAGGCCCAGCUGAUCAUCACCAAGACGAAAUCGGCCGAGGUGAAGAGUGGCUAUGAGGAGCUCACCGUGAAGGAAAUGGUUGCGAGAGGAUUCAGUGCGACAAAGAUCGAAAGCAUAGUCAGAAAGGGUGGAACCCCUGACCCCGACGCCCCUCACUGCCUCGAAUCCAUCGUGUAUGUUUGCCGGAAGAAGAAGAACGUGGAAGAAUCCGAAAAGGUUUCCCAGACCGGCGGUGCCAAGGCCGUGGCCCCGUUGAUGAGGUUGAACGGAAUGCCGGGGCCUGGAUCGACCUCGGGCGCCACCGAUGCAGUUUUGCAGCUUGCUGCGAACGCUUUUGCUUCGGGCACCGAGUCAGCAUUGAGGGGCUAG
Molecule: messenger RNA, 2373 nt
Organism: Symbiodinium sp. CCMP2592
Lineage: Eukaryota; Dinophyceae; Suessiales; Symbiodiniaceae
Source: the annotation of a GenBank genome assembly